This is a messenger RNA of Pyrus x bretschneideri (Chinese white pear), 865 nucleotides long. Its product is annotated as superoxide dismutase [Cu-Zn] 1-like. Bases 213 to 671 code for a protein of 152 amino acids. Gene Ontology annotation, molecular function: copper ion binding; superoxide dismutase activity. The record is from RefSeq and is a predicted model, not a curated record. NCBI's taxonomy places the organism in Eukaryota, Viridiplantae, Streptophyta, Magnoliopsida, Rosales, Rosaceae. The transcript has 8 exons. Gene Ontology annotation, biological process: removal of superoxide radicals.
UCCCACGCCACUUGUUUUACAACGGGAAGGUCAAAGCUCCCACAUUUGCACAAGGCAUCUGGUUCAGAUUGUUCAAUCUAUCAAACGCCGUCGUGUUCCUCCGCUCUCUCUCUCUCUCUCUCUCUCUCUCUCUCUCUGCUCUCUAAGGGGUUUCCUGAGGCCCUGCGUUGGUCAUUAUCUAAUAGUUACUUUGUUCAGAUCACGUUGAAAUCAUGGUGAAGGGUGUUGCUGUUCUCGGCUCCAGCGAGGGUGUUAAAGGAACCAUCAACUUCGUCCAGGAGGGAGAUGGCCCAACUACUGUGACUGGAAGUGUCUCUGGCCUCAAGCCUGGACUUCAUGGUUUCCACGUCCAUGCUCUCGGAGACACAACAAACGGUUGCUUGUCAACUGGGCCGCACUUCAAUCCUAAUGGAAAAGAGCAUGGUGCCCCUGAAGAUGAGGAUCGUCAUGCUGGCGACCUUGGAAAUAUCACUGUUGGGGAUGAUGGAACUGCAACCUUCACAAUUAUUGACAAGCAGAUUCCUCUCACCGGACCACACUCUAUCAUUGGUAGGGCAGUUGUUGUCCAUGGCGACCCGGAUGACCUGGGCAAGGGUGGGCAUGAGCUCAGCAAAUCCACUGGAAAUGCUGGUGGCAGGGUAGCUUGCGGUAUUAUCGGUCUGCAAGGAUGAACUUGAGUACCGAGCGAAAGAUGUGGAGUUUCAGUUAAAUGUAUUAAGUUUCUAUGAGCCUGAGAGAAAUUUAGAACUCUUUUGAAUAAGAAAAACCAUGUCUUGUUUAGCUGACAAUGUUUGGUGUUUAAAAUUCUGUCCAAACUUCAUUGAUUGGAAAUCUUGGAUGCAUAAGGUGCUUAUGAGUUUGAUCA